ACACCAGUCCUGGUGGUAAAAUAUGACAAUGGGAGACACUCUUCUUUUCCCUUCUCAGAUUGAAUGCCAGAGCUAUGGCCGUGGGGCCCAUCUUGCCUCUGUCCUCACCAAAGCAGAGACCCUUCUGGUGGCCGAACACAUCUCCACUUACCAACAAGAACCAAGUAAUGUCUGGAUUGGGCUCCAUGUUGCUCGUCAGUCCAGGAAAUGGAGGUGGGCUGAUGAAUCAGUCUUCAACUACAAUGCAUGGAUGCCCAACCAGCCCGACAACUACUUUAACUCUGAGCACUGUGUAGAACUCCGACUUUCCACAGGUUUCAAGCAAUGGAAUGAUAUCCAGUGCAGCACUCGCAAUGCCUACAUCUGCAAACAUGAGCUGUAGAGCAACCUGGAUUAAACUGGACCCGACCAUGACAAACUGGAUGGAUAGUUCUUUGGCUGAUAAUUCACUAUGGCUUUUCCCCCAUCUGAAUCUAUAAAAGAUGACCAUGUCCCAUUUGCAUCUGCUCUAUUUUCUGACCCUUGUUAAUGACUACACUACA
This is a messenger RNA of Anolis carolinensis (green anole), 542 nucleotides long. RefSeq names its product C-type lectin Cal. The record is from RefSeq and is a predicted model, not a curated record. The transcript is spliced from 3 exons. Bases 23 to 382 code for a protein of 119 amino acids. Gene Ontology annotation, molecular function: signaling receptor activity. NCBI's taxonomy places the organism in Eukaryota, Metazoa, Chordata, Lepidosauria, Squamata, Anolidae.